GCAACAAAUAUGAACAUACUGGGUACCAAAAAGCUUGCUGAGUUGUGUCAGAAAAUGUCUAAUUUGGUUGCCUUAGUUCACGUGUCUACUGCUUAUUGUCAUUGUGACCGUAAAGAAAUUGACGAAGUAAUUUACCCUCCACCCGUCGAUCCUGAGAAGUUCUUGGAAGCAGUGGAGUGGAUGGAUGAUCAAAUGUUGGAGGCAUUGACAUUGAAAAUACUGAAAGAUCGACCAAACACAUACACUUUCACCAAGGUCUUAGCUGAGAAUUACCUGGUUGAACAGUGCCAUAACUUACCCGUGGUCAUUGUCCGGCCUUCAAUAGUGACCGGAACGUGGAGAGAACCAUUACUUGGGUGGACAGACAAUUUCAACGGACCGACUGGAAUGAUGGUUGCUAUUAUUAUAAUUUUUGUCUUGAACUUCUUUGCACUGGACAGAUCCUUGAGUGUUCCUGUAUACAACUGUACUUCAGGCCCUGUUAAUAAGAUAACCUGGGCUGAAUGGAAUACAACGGUAAUUGAUCUGCUAAUUCAAAAUCCAAGUUGCCAUGUGGUCCGCUACCCAUCUGGGACGUUUCGGACAAGCCAGUUUUUGAACAAGAUUUGGAGGAUAUUAGACCAUUACAUACCUGCAUAUCUGUUUGAUUUUGUAGGUUUGCUUAUUGGCCGGAAACGGCGCUUGACUCGCCUGUACACUAAACUUCAUCGUGCUGUAGACAGCUUGGAGUACUUUACAAUGAAUGAAUGGACCUUUCACUGUAACAACGUUCUCAAGCUCUUUCAGCAGCUGGAAGAGAAAGAUAAAGAGGUGUUCAACUUUUCUGUGGAAUCCCUCAAUUGGUCAACCUACUUACAGGACUAUGUCCUUGGAACCCGACGUUUUGUACUUAAAGAAGAUGAGUGUACACUUCCCACUGCUAGAAGAAAUAUUAAAAGGUUGUACAUAUACAGCCGACUGACCUACGUCCUGGUGUCCAUCUUUAUCUGGAUGAUGCUAAUAUAUCGAUCCAAGAGGUUGCAGAUAUUUUGGAUGUUUCCAUGGUCAUUUCUUAAUCGUAAAAGAUAAAAUGCCUAAGCAGUGUAAAUAUAACAUGUUUGCGCGUUUCUUGUUCUCCGGUGCUUCCAGUUUCCAGAACUUGUAGUUUGAUUGUUUAUUUAACAUUUCUAAUAAACGUAGACGAAUUUCACUCGACACUUUUUAUUCUCUAUUGUGAAUCUGUUUGGAGACUAUUAAGACGUUUUCUCUCUCUCUCUCAAUACUAGAUAAUCUUAAAUAAGUUUUUACAAAGUGCCGAAACUUUGAUAUGGUAGAUUUCUCCAAUAUCGAGUUAUAUUACUAGAUUUUAGAAAAGAAAAAAAAAGAACGAUUGUUAUACACACAGAUGAACAUUUUGUGUGAUAAUCAACUCUUCUUUUAAACAGUUGAAUUAGUAGUAACGCUGCUAGAGAAGACUUGUAGACAAAUAUUUCAAUUUAGCACGUGCUUGUGAAGUGUAGAAAUAUGUUUAAUUCGUUUUAUUGUUUGGUUAAAUAAUUCACGUGUAGCUGAUAUCGGAAAAACGUACUUUAGUUUAAUAAACGUGACAUUUUUAUAGUUCUUUAAGGUAAGCAAUUCAGUUGUAAAUGUUUUAUUUAGAUUCUGGAAAGUUAGAAGUAAUACUAUCUUUGCAGAGUGGGGAAACUUGUUUGUUUGUAAUUAAGCACAAUGGGCUAUGUGUGCUCUGCCCACCACGGGUAUCGAAACUCGGAUUCUAGUGUUGUAAGUCCGCAGACAUACCGCUGUGCCACUGGGGGGGGGGGCUAGAGUGGGAAAACAAAAAUAGUUUGUUUCUACAAAAGAGCUAUGAUUUACACGUCAGGACUUUUGAAAUUUAUUAACUUGUAAAUACACUUUUAACCGAACUUCUGCAAAUGGUUUUGUUUUAGGUAGUAUAACAUUAUAAAAUGUAUUUUUAAUUAACGUUAGAAUUCUAUUGUGAAUGUUUAUGGAAAAGAAAAA
This is a messenger RNA of Limulus polyphemus (Atlantic horseshoe crab), 2001 nucleotides long. RefSeq names its product fatty acyl-CoA reductase 1-like. Lineage: Eukaryota; Metazoa; Arthropoda; Merostomata; Xiphosura; Limulidae. Gene Ontology annotation, cellular component: peroxisome. Gene Ontology annotation, molecular function: alcohol-forming very long-chain fatty acyl-CoA reductase (NADP+) activity. Bases 10 to 1068 code for a protein of 352 amino acids. Gene Ontology annotation, biological process: long-chain fatty-acyl-CoA metabolic process. The transcript has 8 exons. The record is from RefSeq and is a predicted model, not a curated record.